Molecule: messenger RNA, 2300 nt
Organism: Toxotes jaculatrix (banded archerfish)
Lineage: Eukaryota; Metazoa; Chordata; Actinopteri; Toxotidae
Gene: sack1d
Product: family with sequence similarity 83 member D
Exons: 4
Coding region: 228-1883 (551 amino acids)
Biological process (GO): positive regulation of cell cycle G1/S phase transition; regulation of TOR signaling; protein localization to mitotic spindle
Cellular component (GO): mitotic spindle pole; cytosol
Source: RefSeq, a predicted model, not a curated record
UGAGCCAAUGAGACCGGCUUUACAUUAGACUGACAGGCUGACUCGGCGAGCCCGGAGACGCCGUUCAGGGUUAAACAACUGCGCGACAGCCAAUACGGAUCCACGACGGACAGGAACGGAGGGAAACAAGAAAAUACGAAUUCGUCUUCCUGUAGGUCAAGCCGUUACCUGCCACCUGCAGCAGAGUGGAGCCCGUUUAAGGAAAAGUGGGAACAACAGCCACAACAAUGGCUCUGUCGCAGUGCUUGGACGACUCGCCUCUGAGACUGGGCCCAAAACACACCGGGGCCGACGACCUGAACCUGCAGGAGGUCUACAACGAGAGACACCGGCUGGCUCUGGAGGAACUCCUCUCCGGAGGACUCGACAACUUUUUGGACUUCCUCAGGAAAGAGAAGAUCCCCAACUUUCUGUCUGACGAUGAGAUCCAGCGGAUCAGGAGCACCGCCGUGCCUCCGCGGUGCGUGUCCGUCCACGGGGAGGACCAGGCGCUGGAGCAGUCGCUUAGCAGCUCGCAGGACUGCUCCUCCGUCACCUAUUUCCCCGAGGUUUCCGACUUGGAGCCGCCGCUGCUGGAGCUGGGCUGGCCCGCCUUCACCGCGGGGUCUUACCGGGGAGUCACACGGGCCGUGGCGCACUUCCAGCCCAGCUACGGGGAGUGCAUUUACAGCUGCAAGGAGGCGGCGAGGCGUAUGAUUAAAAGUGCCAGAGAGGUGAUUGCCAUAGUUACAGACUCCCUGACAGACCUGGAUAUCUUUAAGGAUCUUCAGGAGGCAUGUUCCCAACGCAGAGUCCCUGUCUACAUCCUGCUGGACCUAUCAUGUGCUCCUGCUUUUCUCAAGAUGUGCAGAAAUGUCGGUGUUCGCCUGGAUGACCUUCGGCAAAUGAGAGUGCGUACCAUAACUGGUACGUCUUAUUACAUGAGAUCAGGAGCGAGGAUUACUGGGAAGGUUCACGAGAGGUUCAUGCUGAUUGAUGGAAACAGAGUGGCUACAGGUUCCUACAGGUUCAACUGGACUGACGGCAAACUGAACAGCAGCAACCUCAUUGAGCUCUCCGGACAGAUAACAGAGAAGUUUGACGAGGAGUUCCGCAUCCUCUACGCCCAGUCUCUACCUAUAAAUACUCGAGGACCUCCAAGUGUCCGAAACAGCGGCAUCUAUGAGCACUUCCUCAUCAAACACUCGGUCACCUCCUCCCCUCACUUGGCCAGAGAGAGGCCAGCAGAGCCAGUGUGUCUGACCAGCACACCCAGCCGCGAGCCCCAAACCUUAGCCGUGCACCCCCUGUGUGAACCUUCAACCCCAGAUCGUCAUCAAAUCAAAUCAAAUCAUAUCGGCAAAGUGUCCGUCUGGACAGAGCAGCAGCCCAUGCAAGAGGAGAUCCUGGCUGGCAGCAUGACUCUGCAUUUCCCUGCAGAGCAGCUACCAGAGAAAGACCCAGUGACCCCCAGCACUGUCUCCUGCCACGUCUCCACCCAAACCAACAGGUCAGUGACAGACAGUGACACCCAGACUGACCUGCAGCUUAUACAACACCCCAACCUCAUCGCACGGACAAGCACAGGACCAAACCAGGCCACGUCUCCGCCCAGGCAGAUCUUGCCCACCCAGGCAGCUCCAGACGCCACCUUGAAGGACUGCUUCCGCAAGCUGACCAACGAGCGCCAGCACCACUACUCCACCAUCCGCUCCAAGCUGGAACACAUGGUGACCGCCCUGUCCCAGAGACGAGAGCUGGCAGACGUCACCAACAUGACUCAGGGGCUUGGCGCUCACAGCAGGCAGAGGGCACACAAAGACUGGGAGCAGGAACCAAACCCCAGACUGCUUGUUGAAAGUGUGGGCAUGGGCACAUGGCCAAGAGCCAGAUGUGUUCACUAGUUUGCCCUCAGGGAUUUUGGUGAUGGAGGGUAGUGGGCAAAGAGCUGUAGGACGGUUUCUUGUGAAUCUUCUGUUUCAGAUAAACACUUUCGGCUUUUCAUUCUGUGUCCUGUCCAUGUCGAAACUAUUUUUGGUGAAAUGGCAAUGCCUGAUUGUAAUUGACACUAAUAUCUUGCAAAUAAUAAUUUUGACCAAAGACACAGUGCAAUAAUCAUUAUUUUGACUAUGUCAGUUUAAUGAAUAUCAUUUGCUGGGGUGGUUGAGACUGGAUAAUAUCUGCUGUAGUAUGAGUGAAAAUGCAUUCAAGUGAUGUUGUGGUUAUUUAAAUCACAUUUAGCUGCUGUAACUGCAUCUGAUCAUCAUUCCAGAGAGCAGCUGGCUCUCGCUGUGCCUUGCUAAUAAAGUAGUAUUUUGCUA